Leucoraja erinaceus (little skate) is the source of this 11075-nucleotide messenger RNA. RefSeq names its product nidogen 2a (osteonidogen) (gene nid2a). Gene Ontology annotation, molecular function: calcium ion binding. The coding region runs from base 97 to 8268 and encodes 2723 amino acids. Gene Ontology annotation, biological process: cell-matrix adhesion. NCBI's taxonomy places the organism in Eukaryota, Metazoa, Chordata, Chondrichthyes, Rajiformes, Rajidae. The record is from RefSeq and is a predicted model, not a curated record. The transcript is spliced from 37 exons. Gene Ontology annotation, cellular component: basement membrane.
AACCCAGCUAUAAAGCCAGAAGCUCGGCUCCUGAACGUUACUUCUAUCUGCCCUCCCUCGCGCCCCCCCCGGGAACAGUUGUAAUUGGUCCCCACUAUGCAGAGGAAUGGGUUGCUUCUCUGCCUCCUGUUGCACUGGACCUGCCUGGUCUCCGCACUCCAGAGGACGGACCUUUUCCCCUUUGGACCGCACACUGGAGACGUUGCCCUGCAGGAAGGCGACGAUGUAACCUCUGAGGCUAUCCAGCUCCGAAGACCACUAGCUUUUUACGAUACACAGUUCAACAGUCUCUACGUAGGAACGAACGGCAUCAUCUCCCUCCAGGAAUUGCCCAGAGAGAGCCAGUACGUGGACGAUGGUUUCCCUAUCGAUUUCCCGGUGAUAGCCCCCUACCUGUCGGACAUCGACACCAGCCAGGGCCGGGGCCGCAUCUACUACCGGGAAGACCAUUCCCCCGACACCUUGGAGCGCGUCGGCUGGGAGCUCCGCAAAGCCUUUCCCGGGAGAGGAAUCAACCCGGGGAAUUCCUUCAUCGCCACUUGGGAGAACGUGGCACCAUACGAGGAAAUGACGCGCUCCAACCCUUCUUCUAACAGGUUCAACACCUUUCAGGCAGUGUUGGUUUUCGAUGAGUCAGAUGCCUAUGCGAUUUUUCUGUAUCCAGAGGAUGGGUUGAAUUUCUUUGGGACCCGGCCAAAGGACUCGUACAAUGUUCAGUUUGAGUUACCUGCUCGAGUAGGAUUCAGCAGAGGAGAAACCGAGUUCACGCGGUGGAGAGGAGAAGGUUCCUACUAUAGUGUCACCACCAAUGAGCAAUCUGUGAAGAAUCUCUAUCAGAUGGGCAAUUCGGGUUCUCCAGGAAUAUGGAUUUUUCAUAUUGGUGGAGCUUCCUCCUUCAACAAUAUAAUGCAAGCAGAUGUCAGAGGGCAACCUUCAGCAGAAGACACUGUGGUCACACUGGAUAGUGCCUUAAGUGGUCCAGCUACCCCCGAUGCACGGGAACCUGAUUACACUGCAAAUGAAGAUUACAAAUACUAUUAUGAAGGUGAAGAUUUUGGAUAUGCAUCCUCCAUUUCCACUCCACCUCCUGGGAGAGAUGGUGGCAUCCCAGAUGACCCACCAUAUCCGGAUGCGGGCAUUAUUCCAUCCUAUCCUGCAGGCUAUCCGGAGACGGGCAUCAUGUCAUCCUAUCCUGAAUCUGGUGUUUUGUCAUCGUACCCAGAAAGAGAUCCUGAAGUUGGGACUGGGGUGAGGUACCCUGACGGAUACUCGGAGGUUGAGUCCUUGCCUGGAAAUCCACAGCCAGUGACACAAGACAGACACGUUGUCAGUGUGGUAGAAGACGGGAACCUCGGUACUGGCGUGUUCACAUACAAUACGGACACACGGGAAACAUGCGCCAGAAGCCGUCAGCAAUGUUCCCAGCAUGCUUACUGUGCUGAUUACUCCAGUGGACUCUGCUGCCAUUGCCAUCCUGGUUAUUACGGCAAUGGAAGGCAAUGUCUACAAGAAGGUGUUACUCAGCGUGUAAACGGAAAAGUAAAUGGAAAACUAAUGGUGGGAUCCAGUCGUGUGCCUGUGGAGUUUAAGAAUGCUGACCUGCAUGCAUAUGUAGUUGUAAAUGAUGGGAGAGCAUUUACAGCAAUUAGCCAAAUUCCUGAGUCAGUGGGUUGGGCGAUGCAAUCGCUGUCUGUAAUUGGAGAUCUCUUCGGAUGGCUGUUUGCUGUGCAGCAGCCUGGCUUCGCAAACGGCUUCAGCAUCGCAGGUGCCAAAUUUAUUCGUAGUAUCGACAUCACGUUUUAUCCAGGCAAUGAGCAGUUAAAUAUAAUGCAAAUAGCUCGGGGUUUGGAUGCACACAAUUAUCUCAGUGUAACUACGGAGAUUGAGGGAGAGUUGCCUGAUAUUUCUGCGGGAGCUACAAUCCAGAUCCAACCAUACGAAGAACUUCUCUACCGCUCCACUUCUGCGGUCACCUCCACAGCCCACCGGGAUUAUUCUGUUGAAGCUGGAAAUGGUGAGAAACAAACACAUCGUUAUCAAUUGAGACAGAACAUCACCUACUAUGAUUGUGAGCAUGCGCCAAAGACCAUUCCAGAUGCCCAACAACUUAAUGCAGACCAUAUUUUUGUUCUCUAUGAUCGGGAUGAGCAAGUGAUCAGAUAUGCAACAAUCAACCGGAUUGGACCUGCCAGAGGUAAUCCAAGGCCUGACUCGGUGAAUCCAUGUCAGGAUGGAAGCCAUAACUGUGAUCCCAAGGCCCAGUGUUAUGCACUGAAUGACCAUGAACACAUCUGUACGUGUGCACCAGGCUAUGAAGGCGAUGGCAAGGUUUGCAAAGAUAUUGACGAGUGUGCUGGUGGUAGUUCCCAUGGAUGUGGUGCGAAUACUGAAUGUGUCAACGUCCCUGGAUCCUAUGGGUGUGAAUGCAAGCAAGGCUAUGCUGUUCCAGAGGGUGGGAACACAUGCGUACCAACGACAGCAGCCAGUGAGCGGCAAAAGUCUGCCUGUGAGCAGCAGAGGGAUCGGUUAGAAGCAGAGGUGAGGCUGCGUGGAUCUCAGCCACUUGUGGGACACCACAUCCCUCAGUGUGAUGAAGAAGGGAACUUCAGGCCGAUGCAAUGCCACAGCAGCACAGGCCACUGCUGGUGUGUGUACGAAAACGGGCAGGAAGUCCCAGGGAGCCGGACACUACCUGGAACAGCUCAACCACGCUGUGGGACAACAGGAGACAGUGAGCGGCCAAAGACUGCCUGUGAGCAGCAGAGGGAUCGGUUAGAAGCAGAGGUGAGGCUGCGUGGGUCUCAGCCGCUUGUGGGACACCACAUCCCUCAGUGUGAUGAAGAAGGGAACUUCAGGCCGAUGCAAUGCCAGAGCAGCACAGGCCACUGCUGGUGUGUGUACGAAAACGGGCAAGAAGUCCUAGGGAGCCGGACACCACCUGGAACAGCUCAACCGCGUUGUGGGACGACAGGAGACAGUGAGCGGCCAAAGUCUGACUGCGAGCAGCAGAGGGAUCGGUUAGAAGCAGAGGUGAGGCUGCGUGGAUCUCAGCCGCUGUUGGGACACCACAUCCCUCAGUGUGACGAAGAAGGGAACUUCAGGCCAAUGCAAUGCCAGAGCAGCACAGGCCACUGCUGGUGUGUGUACGAAAACGGGCAGGAAGUCCCAGGGAGCCGGACACUACCUGGAACAGCUCAACCGCGUUGUGGGGUGACAGGAGACAGUGAGCAGCCAAAGUCUGCCUGUGAGCAGCAGAGGGAUCGGUUAGAAGCAGAGGUGAGGCUGCGUGGAUCUCAGCCGCUGUUGGGACACCACAUCCCUCAGUGUGACGAAGAAGGGAACUUCAGGCCGAUGCAAUGCCAGAGCAGCACAGGCCACUGCUGGUGUGUGUACGAAAAUGGGCAGGAAGUCCCAGGGAGCCGGACACUACCUGGAACAGCUCAACCGCGUUGUGGGACGACAGGAGACAGUGAGCAGCCAAAGUCUGCCUGUGAGCAGCAGAGGGAUCGGUUAGAAGCAGAGGUGAGGCUGCGUGGAUCUCAGCCGCUGUUGGGACACCACAUCCCUCAGUGUGACGAAGAAGGGAACUUCAGGCCGAUGCAAUGCCAGAGCAGCACAGGCCACUGCUGGUGUGUGUACGAAAACGGGCAGGAAGUCCUAGGGAGCCGGACACCACCUGGAACGGCUCAACCGCGUUGUGGGACGACAGGAAACAGUGAGCGGCCAAAGUCUGCCUGUGAGCAGCAGAGGGAUCGGUUAGAAGCAGAGGUGAGGCUGCGUGGGUCUCAGCCGCUGUUGGGACACCACAUCCCUCAGUGUGAUGAAGAAGGGAACUUCAGGCCAGUGCAAUGCCAGAGCAGCACAGGCCACUGCUGGUGUGUGUACGAAAGCGGACAGGAAAUCCCAGGGAGCCGGACACCACCUGGAGCAGCUCAACCGCGUUGUGGGGUGACAGUGACGGUUGAAGCCAGUGAUCGGCAAAAGACUGCCUGUGAGCAGCAGAGGGAUCGCUUAGAAGCAGAAGUGAGGCUGCGUGGGUCUCAGCCGCUUGUGGGACAACACAUCCCUCAGUGUGAUGAAGAAGGGAACUUCAGGCCGAUGCAAUGCCACAGCAGCACAGGCCACUGCUGGUGUGUGUACGAGAACGGGCAGGAAGUCCUAUGGAGCCGGACACUACCUGGAACAGCUCAACCACGCUGUGGGACAACAGCAACGACAGCAGUGAGUGAGCGGCCAAAGUCUGCCUGUGAGCAGCAAAGGGAUCGGUUAGAAGCAGAGGUGAGGCAGCAUGGGUCUCAACCGAUGUUGGGUCUCUACAUCCCCCAGUGUGAUGAAGAAGGGAAUUUCAGGCUAAUGCAAUGCCACAGCAGCACAGGCCACUGCUGGUGUGUGCACGAAAAUGGGCAGGAAGUCCCAGGGACCAGGGCACCACCUGGAACCAGCCAACCACACUGUGGGACAACAGCAGCGAUUGAUCGUCCAAAGUCAGCCUGUGAGCAGCACAGGGAGCGGAUGGAAGCAGAGGUGAGCCUGCGUGGGCCGCUUGUUGGAUUCCACAUCCCUCAGUGUGAUGAAGAAGGGAACUUCAGGCCGAUGCAAUGCCAGAGCAGCACAGGCCACUGCUGGUGUGUGUAUGAAAACGGGCAGGAAGUCCUAGGGACCAGGACACCACCUGGAACCACUCAACCGCGUUGCGGGACGACAGAAGCCAGUGAUCGACCAAAGUCUGCCUGUGAGCAGCAGAGGGAUCGGUUAGAAGCAGAGGUGAGGCUGCGUGGGUCUCAGCCGCUGUUGGGACACCACAUCCCUCAGUGUGACGAAGAAGGGAACUUCAGGCCAAUGCAAUGCCAGAGCAGCACAGGCCACUGCUGGUGUGUGCACGAAAACGGACAGGAAGUCUUGGGGAGCCGGACACCACCUGGAACAGCUCAACCACGCUGUGGGACGACAGAAGCUAGUGCUCGGCCAAAGUCUGCCUGUGAGCAGCAGAGGGAUCGGUUAGAAGCAGAGGUGAGGCUGCGUGGGUCUCAGCCGCUUGUGGGACACCACAUCCCCCAGUGUGAUGAAGAAGGGAAUUUCAGGCCGCUGCAAUGCCACAGCAGCACAGGCCACUGCUGGUGUGUGUACGAAAAUGGGCAGGAAGUCCCAGGGACCAGGGCGCCACCUGGAACCGCGCAACCACGCUGUGGGACGACAGCAGCCAAUGUCCUGGUAAAGUCAGCCUGUGAGCAACACCAGGAGCGGAUGGAAGCAGAGGUGAGCCUGCGUGGGCCACUUGUUGGACUCCACAUCCCUCAGUGUGAUGAGGAAGGGAACUUCAGGCCGAUGCAAUGCCAGAGCAGCACAGGCCACUGCUGGUGUGUGUACGAAAACGGGCAGGAAGUCCAAGGGACCCGGACAGAAGCAGGAACGGCACAACCACGCUGUGGGCUGACAGAAACCAACGAGCAUCCAACGACUGCUUGUGAACAGCAACGACAGAGACUGCAAGCGAUAAUGAGCCUGCGUGGGCCGCUUGUUGGACUCCACAUCCCUCAGUGUGACGAAGAAGGGAACUUCAGGCCGAUGCAAUGCCACAGCAGCACAGGCCACUGCUGGUGUGUGCACGAAAACGGGCAGGAAGUGCAAGGGACUCGGACGGAACCAGGAACUGGUCAACCGCGUUGUGGGACGACAGGAGCCAGUGAGCAGCCAAAGUCUGCCUGUGAGCAGCAGAGGUAUCGGUUAGAAGCAGAGGUGAGGCUGCGUGGGUCUCAGCCGCUUGUGGGACACCACAUCCCUCAGUGUGAUGAAGAAGGGAACUUCAGGCCGAUGCAAUGCCACAGCAGCACAGGCCACUGCUGGUGUGUGUACGAAAACGGGCAGGAAGUCCCAGGGAGCCGUACACUACCUGGGACAGCUCAACCACGCUGUGGGACGACAGCAGCUGAUGAGCAGCCAAAGUCAGCCUGUGAGCAGCACAGGGAGCGGAUGGAAGCAGAGGUGAGCCUGCGUGGGCCAAUUGUUGGACUCCACAUCCCUCAGUGUGACGAAGAAGGGAACUUCAGGCCGAUGCAAUGCCAGAGCAGCACAGGCCACUGCUGGUGUGUGUACGAAAAUGGGCAGGAAGUGCAAGGGACCAGGACACCACCUGGAACCACUCAACCGCGUUGUGGGCCGACAGUUUCAGAAAGCAAUGAACGCCCUAAAACUGCGUGUGAAGAGCAACAACAGAGAUUGCAAAUGGAGAUGAGGGCAUAUGGACCUGAACCAUUGCUGGGACACCACAUCCCUCAGUGUGACGAAGAAGGGAACUUCAGGCUGAUGCAAUGCCACAGCAGCACAGGCCACUGCUGGUGUGUGUACGAAAACGGACAGGAAGUCCCAAACACCAGGACACCACCAGGAACAGCUCAACCGCACUGUGACUUGUCAGCAACCAAUGAACGUCCCCAGACUGAUUGUGAGGAGCAGCGAGAGAGACUGCAAGCAGAGAUGAGCCGGCAUGGAUCUCAGCGACUGGGACUCCACAUCCCUCAGUGUGAUGAAGCAGGGAGGUUCAGGACUAUCCAAUGUCACGGCAGCACAGGCCACUGCUGGUGUGUGAACGAAAAUGGGCGUGAGAUUCCAGGAACCAGGACCCCACCAGGAACUGGUCAAAUACGCUGUGGGUCAGCAGAACAAAUUGAACAGCCCAAGAAUGCCUGUGCUCGACACCAUGAGCAAGUGCAAAGGGAAUUGAGCGAGCAUGGAUCUGAUCCUCCCGUUGGGGUCUACAUUCCCCAGUGUGAUGAAGAAGGGAACUACCAGGAAAUGCAAUGCCACAGCAGCACCGGUUACUGCUGGUGUGUGGACGUAGAGGGGCUGGAAGUUCCUGGGACCAGCAGAGGUCCUGGCAGGGGUCUACCACGCUGUGGGCAGACUGCACCGAUGGAGGCUCCAAAAGCGCCUUGUGCCGAGCAGCGGGAUCAGCUGCAAGAGGAGCUCAGCAUCCACAGAGCUCGCCCCGCUGUGGGAGUGUAUGUCCCUCAGUGUGAUGCCCUUGGCAACUUCAAACCUCUGCAGUGCCAUGACAGCACCAGCCAGUGCUGGUGUGUGGAUGAACUGGGCCGAGAAAUCCCUGGGACCAGGACCCUUCCUGGCAGCGACCAGCCAAGAUGUGGGCUGCCAGAGCCCCUCCAGCGACCACAAACAGUGUGCGAACGUUGGCGCUCCAGCCUCCUGGAGCACUACGGAGGUAGUCCAGCUGAUGAUCAGUACGUACCCCGGUGCACUGAGUUUGGAGAGUUUAGUCCUCUGCAAUGCCAUGGGAACAGUGGUUACUGUUGGUGCGUGGACCAGGAAGGUCGCGAAAUGCCAGGAACCAGGACGGAACCGGGCACUCCACCUGCAUGUAUACCCACUGUUCCACCUCCCGUUACCCAGCCAACUACAGCAUCAGUUGUGACUGUACCACCCGCAGGAGCCUUCCUUCUGUACGCUCAGGGACAACACAUUGGGUACCUGCCCCUGAAUGGUACUCGGCUGAACAAGGACGAAGCCAGGAGCCUGUUAGCUCUUCAUGGUUCAAUUAUUAUUGGUAUUGAUUAUGACUGCAGGGAUAAGAUGGUUUAUUGGACUGAUGUCGCAGGCCGAACUAUUAAUCGAGUUAGCCUGGAAGCUGGUGCAGAACCGGAAAUGAUCAUUGAUAUGGGAUUAACUAGUCCUGAAGGUCUAACCCUGGACUACCAUCACAGAAGGAUGUUUUGGACUGACAGUGGAUCAGAUAAAAUAGAAACUGCUGCAUUUGAUGGUUCUGAACGGCGAGUUCUUGUAGACACUGAUCUGGUAAACCCCAGAGCAAUUGUAGUGGAUUCUGCUCAUGGCAAUCUUUACUGGACAGACUGGAAUCGUGAAGCUCCUAAAAUUGAGACUUCUCGUGUGGAUGGAACAAACCGAAGGAUAUUGAUCAAUAAAGACAUUGGAUUGCCCAAUGGGUUGACAUUCGACCGGUAUUUCUCACAACUCUGCUGGGCUGACGCUGGAACCAAAAAUCUGGAGUGCGUAAACCCAGACGGGUCAGGGAGGCGUGUAAUACAGAGUGGCCUGAAUUAUCCCUUCAGCAUUGUUGCUUACUCAAAUCAUUUUUACUACACAGAUUGGAAGAGAGAUGGAAUUAUUGUUCUACCUAAAGUUGGGAGGCAGAAUCAAUAUGGGAAUCAGAUUCUUGAUGAGUACCUACCUGAUCAGCGAUCACAUCUAUAUGGAAUAACCGUGGCUUAUCCUUCUUGCCCAUAUGGAAGAAAAUAAACAUCACUAUUGGUCAUGACAACCAUGCCAUACAUUUCUGGAGGAAAAGGAAGACUUUAUUUGGAGCAGGGUGCUGCAGACAGAAGUGAAGUCCCCCCCCCCCCCCCCAAUCCCCUUCUGUUUAGUAAGAAUUAAACUGAAAGUGUAUUACAGAACUAUUUUUGUAAGAAUUUUCAUACCUCAUUUCUUUUUUAAAAACCACUACCGUGCUGCCUUUUGAUUGACUGGUAAAUUGUAGACAAUCACUGCCUCAUAAAAAUACCAGCCUAACAGGCCUCUAAUUUUAACUGUUAUAACACAGUAACAAAAGCUGUGGUUCUUUGUAAGAUAAAUACAGAAGUAUGAGAUUCAGAAACCAGGAGCAUAAACACCAAAAUAUAUAGUACAGCACUUUAGAGGCAGAUUAAGGGAAGUCAUAUUUUUCUAUGUUUAUGUAAAAAGCUCUAAUUUUCCUUCCCAUUUCAUUUCUAUGCUAUUCUUGAUCACCUUAAAGACAGCAGUUUUAGAUCUUGAAACGUGCAUCUUAAAUUUUAUCGUCCCCUUUAGUUAAUAACCCAGAUGUCAUCAUAAUUGUUGACCUAGUUAAAGUAUUUUUGACAACAAAAAAGCACACAAGAUCAGUUGCUGCUCGAGUUGAACAUUUCUGCUGCACUAGCAUUGCCUCAAGCAGUUAUGAAUCGCGACAAAAUUUGCUAGAGACAAUCUGAAAUAAAUAGCAACAACUGGAUUUUAGUUGGGUAUAUUUAGCUGACUCAACACAUGUACAAACUAAAACCAGAAAGUCAUGUUACUGUGGACAGUUUAUAGCAAUUCAAAUUGUACUUGAGUAUUUAUUCCACCAAAGUUUUGACAUUGCUUUGAAAUUACAAAACAAUGUUUUAAGUUUAAAAUUUCUGCCAAAGAUCUGAAUAAGAAGCAUCCAAAGUUUAUUGUCUUUAAUUUUAAAAUAGAUAAAAAGAUCUGGACUAAAUCCUUGCAAAGUUUUAAUUUGUUCAGAUAGGGAAACCAUUAUUGCAGUUUUAUUUUAAAUUGGGUUAUUUAAUAAGUAAUUCAAUGGUUAAAUGUCAGUAAUGCCAAGUAUGGUUCUGUAACAUGUAGAAUGCUGUAUUUAUGUCAUUAGGAUAAAUUAAGGAGUUGAGUAAAAGAUAUCCAACUGAUUCUGCAAUGUGGUUUUCAAUCUCUGAACACAUUUCUCCACUGAAAUUCUGACAAGUGGUAUCGUCAAAUUUAUGGCAUGGCAGUUUAGAACAUUCAGCAGUGCAGGAAAAGAGGUUUCAGCCCUGAGCUGAGGCCAAGUUAAACUAAUCUCGUCUGCCUGCACAUGAUCCAUAUUCACCCAUUCCCUCCAUGCGCCUAUCCAAAAGCAUCCAAUGUCACUAUCGUAUCUGCCUCCACCACCAACCCUGGCAGUGUGUUUCAGGCACAGACAACUGUGGGCAGGGGAAACUUCCAUCACACUUCUUCUUAAACUUUUCCCUUCUCACCAAAAGGCUAUGUCCUCUAAUCCUUGACAUUUCCACCGUGGGGAAUAAAAAUGUUCUCUGUCUAAUCUCUCAUUAUUUUAUAUACUUCUGUCAGGUUUUCUUUCAAUGUUCCAGAGAAAACAACCCAAGUUUGUCCAACCUCUCCUAAUGCAGACAGCAUUUCUGGUAAAACUCCUCUGUACCGUCUCCAAAGCAGUCACAUCCUUCAUGUAAUGGGGUGACCAGAACUGCACACAAAAUCAAAAUGCUAUAAAGAAAAUAAUAUCAAUUGACAGGAUAAGCAGCCAGAUAUUAACAUUUUUUUCCAUAAUUUUUGCACAGUGGGCACACAAUUGAAGGAUAUGACCAAAAUAGUUUGUUACCGGCAUCUAACUUGAGAAGCAAGGAUGGAAGUGAUAUUUGACCUAUUUUUAAAUUGUUGUAAAUCUACAAAAGGACCAUUCACAUUGUAAAAAUGUUAAAGGUUUGAAAAAAAGCAUUACCUGGCAAUAUUUUCUUUAAAUCCAUAAAUCUCUUCAGUUUGCUUUAUAUUUGAACUUUGUGGAAUUGAUCUGAUAAAUAUCAAAUUCUGGAUUCCCUUAAUAUAAAAAUAUUUAAAGGUAAUUACAAUAACAAUUAUCUGGAGGAGGACCAUAGGCGAAUAUUCAAUGCCAGAGAGGCGGUUUGAUAUUAAUGGAGACAAAAUUCCACUCGCUUUCAGGUAUGUUUUCCCAACUUCACAUCUACCCAGCCACCCUCAGGUUACAAAUGCAGCAAAGCUAAAAAGAUCCAGGCAUAUCACCCUCUCUCUAUCUUUACGUACUGGGACACCAUUAGCCUGAUUUAUAAAGUUAUAUUGCUGCAAAAUCUGGAUAAUAUAUAUUACGGCAGUCUGUUACGUUAGCCAUUGUAGCUUUUACAUAAGUUAUGUUUAAACAUUAAUUAUAGCUUGGCAGUGGACAUUGAAAAAUCUGUGCAUAUUGUCACCUUCUAAUACAGAAAAUAAAUUGAGUCUUUCUGGCUGUAGUAGUCACUGCAACAUGUUGAUUAGCACAGAUCCUCAAAUGGUUUGCAUCAAUAAACGUUUGACAAAAUAAACCUGUUCCGUAUUAUUUUGUAUCUGUUUCAUUUUCGAGUGCACGCUUCAAGUUUGCUCUUUGCUAACUACUUUUCUUUAAGGCAUAACAUGUAAUUGACAGAAUCUAAAGUUUAAUUUUAUACUUUGUCUAUUCCCUAUUGUAAUGUAUAUACAUCAUCUGAUACUUGAUUAAUUGGGAAAAAUAAUUUUAAUCACCCUGUUGUACUUUGUUCCAACUUGACAAUAAACUCAAAUCUUGUAAUUUG